This is a messenger RNA of Aspergillus puulaauensis, 1131 nucleotides long. Its product is annotated as bZIP transcription factor. Gene Ontology annotation, biological process: regulation of DNA-templated transcription. Bases 1 to 1131 code for a protein of 376 amino acids. Gene Ontology annotation, molecular function: DNA-binding transcription factor activity. NCBI's taxonomy places the organism in Eukaryota, Fungi, Ascomycota, Eurotiomycetes, Eurotiales, Aspergillaceae. The transcript is spliced from 2 exons. The record is from RefSeq and is a predicted model, not a curated record.
AUGGAAAUGAACCCUGAGCGAAAGCAGUCUCCAGUCGACACCGCAGGGGCACCUACCAGGGCACCCCGGCUGCGGAGACCCAGUCGGCCCAAUCAGGAAGAUGGUUCGAACGAGCGACGUCGGACACAAAUCCGUAUGGCCCAGCGGGCGUAUCGAGCCCGGAACCAGGCCAAUAUGACAGCGCUCACCCGGCGCGUUGCCCAGCUAGAGACGGCGCUGGAGAGGAUGAGCCAGGCUGUUGUCUCGUUCAGUGAUGAUUUGGUUCAGUCAGACGCACUGGUCGUAUAUCCGAAUCUUACAGAUCGUCUUCGGGACACUGUCGAGACGUGCCUCUCCGUGGCGAACUAUGGCGAAGAGGCCAACCACCCAGCACAGAGCAGAGAGUCUACCGGAUAUUCCAUGGAGGUUCCUCCUUCACUCCAUCCCAGUCUGUCAAGCAAUACAGAGGACUUUCUUGCGACGUACCGCUCUGGCCAGAUCUACGCAUCCGGGACAGACGCUGGCCGCAGCAUAGACGUACCACAAUUCAUAGAGCACCUCCGAAUAUCUUGCCUCCACCGCGGCCUCGUCUUACUAAACAACCCUUCUGUCUCCAUGGACAGUUUGAAACGACCUUUCCGACUGCUUCUACCACUCGUACCUAGGGAGACAAUCGCCGCAUUUUUCAACGCCCGUCUCCAUGCGCGGCUCAACCGUACACAGCCGGAACAGUUCAGCGAAAUCCCCUUCUUCUAUUUGGGAGGUGCUGGUACGCAUUACCUAGAGCCUUUUUCAGCAGGUGAAAGCCGAGAACCUGCGAUGGGGAGUGCAUAUUCAUCAGCACUUGCUGAGGUCCCUGCUGAGCUAGAUGGGGAGUGGUUUGACGUGCAUGACUUGAAGAGAUACUUGCAAGGGAAAGAGGUCAAUCUGACGAUAUCUCCGGCUGGAACUGAGAUACGUCCGUUGCCUCGGAGGGCAAUUAAUGUGUUCGAUUUCACGGCCGGUGAGACCGGCCUCAUUUCCCCACGAAGACGGAAAAAGCCUUCUCUGACCUCUCUAGCUUUACUUGACAGGUGCAUAUGUCUAGGCCACAGUCCUGGAUUUCGACGAAGAGAUGUAGAAAGGGCCGUUAACUCAAUACCUCAGGGCUAG